Knipowitschia caucasica is the source of this 1044-nucleotide messenger RNA. NCBI's taxonomy places the organism in Eukaryota, Metazoa, Chordata, Actinopteri, Gobiiformes, Gobiidae. The record is from the annotation of a GenBank genome assembly.
AUGGAAAACCAGGCCGUCACGACCGUGGUGUCAUCUACGACCUCUUCAACCUCAAGUAAUUGCAUUGCAAAUGAUAAUGCAUCAGCUAAUGAUAACAACAUCCCGUCGGUCACGAGUAAUGCAUCCACAGCAUCCGCAAUGACAACCCCUUCAGUGGAUACCUCUGUCUCCAAUGGUGUUUAUGUUCCUGGAGGCAUCACAAACGGAGACAUGAAACCUGCAAUCGCCGCCACCCCUCUGUCAGAUUUUCUCAUGCAGUUGGAGGAUUACACUCCCACAAUUCCUGAUGCAGUAACGGGCUACUACCUCAACCGCGCUGGCUUUGAAGCUUCUGAUCCAAGAAUAAUCCGCCUCAUCUCUCUUGCCUCUCAAAAGUUCAUCUCUGAUAUUGCUAAUGAUGCACUGCAGUAUUGUAAAAUGAAAGGCACAGCUUCUGGUAGUUCAAGAAGCAAGACAAAGGAUAAAAAGUAUACUCUCACAAUGGAGGACUUACAACCUGCUCUUUCUGAAUAUGGUGUGAAUCCUUCAAACCCCAUCAACCCCAUCGUGUUCUUCGACAUCACAAUCGGAGGGCAGGAUGUUGGACGGAUGAAGAUCGAGCUGUUUGCAGACGUGGUCCCAAAGACGGCAGAGAAUUUCAGGCAGUUCUGCACCGGAGAGUUCAGGAAAGACGGCGUGCCAAUUGGAUAUAAGGGAUGCACGUUUCACAGAGUGAUCAAAGAUUUUAUGAUACAAGGAGGCGACUUUGUGAACGGAGACGGAACAGGCAUCUGCAGUAUCUACAGAGGCCCUUUUGCUGAUGAGAACUUCAAGCAGAAACACUCUGCUCCCGGACUUCUCUCCAUGGCCAACAGUGGUCCUGGAACCAACGGCUGCCAGUUUUUCAUCACCUGCACAAAAUGUGACUGGCUAGACAGCAAACACGUUGUAUUUGGGAAAGUGGUUGAUGGACUUCUAAUUAUGAGGAAGAUUGAGAAUGUUCCUACAGGACCAAACAACAAGCCCAAGCUCCCCAUAGUCAUCGCUCAGUGUGGAGAGAUGUGA